This is a messenger RNA of Papilio polytes (common Mormon), 1672 nucleotides long. Its product is annotated as threonylcarbamoyladenosine tRNA methylthiotransferase. NCBI's taxonomy places the organism in Eukaryota, Metazoa, Arthropoda, Insecta, Lepidoptera, Papilionidae. Gene Ontology annotation, biological process: tRNA methylthiolation. Gene Ontology annotation, molecular function: 4 iron, 4 sulfur cluster binding; tRNA (N(6)-L-threonylcarbamoyladenosine(37)-C(2))-methylthiotransferase activity. Gene Ontology annotation, cellular component: endoplasmic reticulum. The transcript has 8 exons. Bases 27 to 1646 code for a protein of 539 amino acids. The record is from RefSeq and is a predicted model, not a curated record.
GUCAAAAAUAAUAUCAACAUUUCAAAAUGCCAGGUGCCGUGUGCGAAAUUAUUGAUGAUAUUGAGGAUUUAAUAUCUUCACAAGACAUAACUCCUAAAGAGAGAUAUGCGAGCAGAAAAAGUGUAAAUGUAAGAUCUAAAAAACGUCAAGUAGACAAGAAUGAAGAGCCGAUUGAGAAGAUAGUGCUAGAGAGUGUUGUACCAGGAACACAGAAAAUCUAUGUAAAGACAUGGGGCUGUGCUCACAACAACUCCGAUUCGGAGUACAUGGCGGGGUUGCUGGCAGCGCACGGGUACCCGCUGACGGAAGACAAAUGGGACGCACAACUCUGGCUGCUCAACUCCUGCACUGUCAAGAGUCCUGCUGAGGAUCAUUUCAAAAAUGAGAUAGAAUCAGGCCGUAGUCGCGGCAUCCAUGUGGUAGUUGCAGGGUGUGUGCCGCAAGGCGCCCCACGUGCAUCCUAUCUGCAGGGGCUCAGUGUAGUCGGCGUGCAGCAAAUUGAUCGCAUCGUAGAGAUUGUGGAGGAGACACUUAAAGGACACACAGUACGUUUAUUCGGACAAAAAAAGACUGGAGAAGGUAAAAAAGCGGGCGGUGCCUCGCUAUUGCUGCCUAAAGUGCGCAAAAACCCUCUAAUAGAGAUAAUACCUAUCAACACGGGAUGUUUGAACCAAUGUACUUACUGCAAGACCAAACAUGCUCGGGGAGAACUCGGCAGCUAUCCUCCGGAAGAAAUAAUUGAAAGAGCUCGACAGUCAUUUACUGAGGGAGUUGUUGAGAUCUGGUUGACAAGCGAAGAUACUGGAACAUACGGCCGAGAUAUCGGUACUUCCUUACCCGCGUUGUUGCGGCGGCUGGUGGCCGUGCUGCCCGCGGGCUGCCGGCUGCGGCUCGGCAUGACCAACCCCCCUUAUAUACUGGAACACCUCCCCGAUAUCGCUGAUAUCAUGCAUCAUCCAAGAGUAUACAAGUUCCUGCACGUGCCGGUGCAGUCCGGCAGCGACCAGGUGCUGGCUGACAUGAAGCGGGAGUACAGCCGGGCUGACUUCCAGCAAGUUGUCGACUAUCUUAGAGAACAUGUGCCCGGCAUGACGAUAGCUACGGACAUAAUCUGCGGCUUCCCCACUGAGACUGAGAGGGACUUCGAGGAGACCAUGUCCCUCUGCGACAAGUACAGGUUUCCCUCACUCUUCAUCAACCAGUUCUUCCCCAGACCUGGUACUCCGGCUGCCAAUAUGACUAGAGUCCCAGGUCAAGAAGUGAAGAAACGUACAAAACAAUUAUCCGAAUUGUUCCGCUCGUACGAGCCCUAUGGACACAAAGUAGGGGAGGUCCAAGAGGUCCUUGUAACAGAUAUAUCUCACGAUAAAAAUUAUUUCGUAGCCCACAAUGAAUUUUACGAACAAGUGUUAAUACCGAAAGAAGAAAAAUAUAUGGGCAAAAUGGUCACAGUAAAAAUAACCAGUGCUAGUAAAUUCUCUAUGAUCGGACAGCCCAUAGACGCUCCCAAGAUGGCGGGCGUCGCACAGCCAAUGAAGAAAGGAGAAGUUUCCGGUUUAAUUGGAGUCAGAGAGAAGAAAUUACCUUUGCCGCUACUAUUUUUGUUAGUAGCAGUCGUUUUUAGAAUGAUUUGGAUGUUUUUAUAGCGUAAUAAAGUAUUUUUAAAAGCAAA